AUGCAUUUCAGGCUGAUAAAAAUCACAUGGUACAUGAAAUGGAGACUAAGAGGUGAGUUUUGUCCUCAGUUACGUGCAAAGUCAUACAAUAAAGGAUCACCAUGCACCUUUUCACUCUGUCACUUCUCUUGGUCUUUGGAGUUCUCCUGCAGACGUACACGGAAGCCGCGGAGACGGAGAAACCAAGCUCAACGACCCCACACGCCAAGUUGCUGCAUGGCUGGUACGGACGAGGCUACGGUAGAGGAUUUGCAAGGGGAUACGGACGAGGAUACUGGCGAGGAUAUCGCCGCGGUUACCGUUGGUAAAAACGGCCUCGAAGCCGACAAAACUUGCGAAUUACCCUAUAUUUGAUAAUGAUUUGUACCACGUCACACUAAACAAUGAUUACUGCUAAAUAAACCACGGUUGUGCAUCUUCCAAA
Molecule: messenger RNA, 424 nt
Organism: Opisthorchis viverrini
Lineage: Eukaryota; Metazoa; Platyhelminthes; Trematoda; Opisthorchiida; Opisthorchiidae
Exons: 3
Coding region: 1-354 (117 amino acids)
Source: RefSeq, a predicted model, not a curated record